This is a messenger RNA of Coregonus sp. 'balchen', 2704 nucleotides long. NCBI's taxonomy places the organism in Eukaryota, Metazoa, Chordata, Actinopteri, Salmoniformes, Salmonidae. The record is from the annotation of a GenBank genome assembly.
CAGUAUGAGAAGGAGUUGGUGUUGAAGCAGGAUGCCAGGCAAGGCAGCAGACAGGUUCCAGCCUGGGGACUUGGUCUUCGCCAAGAUGAGGGGCUUCCCCCACUGGCCGGCCAGGGUGAGUCUGACACUCUGACUGUCUGGUGAUGCACUAUGUAGUGUCCCAAUGUCGUUGACAACCUUUUAUGUUUUUACCCCAAUGUUUCUCCCCCAAUUUCGUGAUAUCCAAUUGCCAGUUACGAUUUUGUUUCAUCACUGCAACUCCCCAACGGUUUCGGGAGAGGCGACGGUCGAGACAAGCAAACAGUAGUAUCGGUGUUAAUCCUACAGAUAGCCAAUAGUAUCGGUGUUAAUCCUACAGAUAGCCAGCCAAUAGUAUCGGUGUUAAUCCUACAGAUAGCCAGCCAAUAGUAUCGGUGUUAAUCCUACAGAUAGCCAAUAGUAUCGGUGUUAAUCCUACAGAUAGCCAGCCAAUAGUAUCGGUGUUAAUCCUACAGAUAGCCAAUAGUGUCUGUUACUGUUGCAGAUCGCUAAGGGCGAGGGCUCUAAGAAGAAGGUUCCGGUGUUCUUCUUUGGAACCCACCAGACGUAAGUAGAAGAGGGUGAAUAUACUGAUACGGUUUACAGAACGGGAAGACGUUUUAUAGUUGCUACUUAGACGCUAGUAGUCUCCAAUUGGUAAGGCGUCAUUAGUCUUCACUGACUGUAAGUCACUCUAGAUGAGAGCGUCUGAUAAAUGACCAAAAUGUGAAUUUGAUGAUGCUUGGUUUUUUGUCAAUCUGUUCUUGUUUGUGGACUAAGUCUUCUGUCGUCCCCAGAGCGUUCAUACCCCCUGAAAAUAUAGUGCCCUACGUCGGGAACAAGGGCAGAUAUGGAAAAGGAGUGCGCAUCAGAGGCUUCACAGAGGGCAUGUGGGAGAUAGAGAACUCUCCCAGAGUAGGCAGCAAACCCAAGGUAAGGAGGACACACACACUCUCUCUCUCUCUCUCUCUUUCACACACUCUCUCUCACUCUCUCUUUCUCCCUCUUUCUCUUUCUCUCUUUCACACAGGCACAAACUCUCUCUCUCUCCCUCUCUCACAUACACUCUCACACUCUCUCCCUCACACAGACACACUCUCUGACAGACACACCUCCAUGUAGUGAGUUGUAAUCCCUCUUGUUCUCAGCUCAGUCCCUGUUUCUCUGUCUGAAACAGGUGGGUGCUACCCCAGUCAAAAAGGAGCAAGCAGAGAACAAGCCAGACCAGACCAAGACAUCUGCACCAGUCCGAGUCAGUCAACUGUCCAGCUCUGAUACAGACAGUAGCUAUAUAACAGUAGAAAAUAAUUUGUCUGUUUUUGACUUCAACUUACAGAUGGCCACCGCCCCGAAACAGGCCCCGAAAACACAAGCGAAGACUAACAAGACAGUGGCAGUGACGGCCCCGGGAAACAGGGCGGCCCCGGGAAACAAAAAACCAUCUGCCGACGGCCAACAGGAAGCUGACACACCGACCAACACAAGAGCUGAGAAAAGGAAAAAGGUGUGGAGGGAAAGUACAUUUAUGUCUGAAAUAUAGAAGUAUGAAGGAUUUUUAACUGCUGAUGUAUGAAGGGCUUUAUAAAUCAAUUUAAAGACCAAUAACCUCUGCUAUGCUAAUAAAUGUCAUUAGAUUGAGUCAUUGAUUGGAAUGCGCUCUCCCCAGUAUGAGCCUGUCCAGCGGCAGAAGACGGCCCCAGCCAGUCCAGCUGUAAGCCCACCCGGUAAAGAACAUCACCGCUAGCUCUCAGCCAUUUUGUAUCAAUCAUAUCAAUGUGGUGACAUGGGACAGUGAUUCUAAAAAUGUCCGCCCCCUGUUCUGGUCUCCACAGCCAGCAAGAAGACAAGAUCGGCUGAGGAGAAAAGCUCCUCCACUCCAAAGGGCGAGAGAGAGGAGCAGAGUAGAGGGAUGAAGAGGAGAAGGGAGGAUGAAGGAGAGAAAGAGGAGAGCAGGAAGACCAAGGAAGUUGGUGUUGAAGAAGGAAAGACCGAAGUCAGUAAGACGAGUGAGCUGGAAAGUUUAGAAAGAGACAAAGAAGUAAUCCACAAGGAAGAGGUUAAGAAAGAGGGGAACGAGGAGGAGGAGGAGGAGGUACCAGUGAAGGGAAGGAAAGAGGGGAACGAGGAGGAGGAGGAGGAGGGUACCAGUGAAGGGAAGGAAAGAGGGGAACGAGGAGGAGGAGGGGGUACCAGUGAAGGGAAGGAAAGAGGGGAACGAGGAGGAGGAGGAAGGGGAGGGGGUACCAGUGAAGGGAAGGAAAGAGGGGAACAAGGAGGAGGAGGGGGUACCAGUGAAGGGAAAGAAAGAGGGGAACGAGGAGGAGGAGGAGGGGGUACCAGUGAAGGGAAGGAAAGAGGGGAACAAGGAGGAGGAGGAGGGGUACCAGUGAAGGGAAGGAAAGAGGGGAACGAGGAGGAGGAGGAGGAGGGGGUACCAGUGAAGGGAAGGAAAGUAGAGAGCACCAAGAAAAAGGAGUGUCCACCUGAGCCGAUGAAGAGAGAAGAGGAUAAUGAUGUGAAGGUGACCAAUACUGUCACAGAGAGCAGUCCUGGUCCGGAUGAGGAGGUGACCAAUACUGUCACAGAGAACAGUCCUGGUCAGGAUGAGGAGGUGACCAAUACUGUCACAGAGAACAGUCCUGGUCAGGAUGAGGAGGUGACCAAUACUGUCACAGAGAACAGUCCU